Manihot esculenta (cassava) is the source of this 692-nucleotide messenger RNA. Its product is annotated as 60S ribosomal protein L35. Gene Ontology annotation, cellular component: cytosolic large ribosomal subunit; ribosome. Lineage: Eukaryota; Viridiplantae; Streptophyta; Magnoliopsida; Malpighiales; Euphorbiaceae. The transcript has 4 exons. Gene Ontology annotation, biological process: maturation of LSU-rRNA from tricistronic rRNA transcript (SSU-rRNA, 5.8S rRNA, LSU-rRNA); translation. The record is from RefSeq and is a predicted model, not a curated record. Bases 153 to 524 code for a protein of 123 amino acids. Gene Ontology annotation, molecular function: structural constituent of ribosome; mRNA binding.
UAGCCCUAAAAUUAAGCCCAACCCGAUUUCGAAGCAAGCCCAAAAGCCAAUCCUUAUGUAUUUAAAUUCAUUUAAAUCCUCCGUUUGUCUUAGGGCUUCAUAGGAGCGGAGUAGCAGGGAGCAGUCGCCGUUGUCCAAUCUCGUAGAAAGAUAUGGCUAGAAUCAAGGUCCAUGAGCUGAGACAGAAGUCGAAGACUGAGCUACUGGACCAGUUGAAGGAUCUAAAGGCUGAGCUUGCUCUCCUUCGGGUCGCCAAGGUCACCGGCGGUGCUCCUAACAAGCUCAGCAAGAUCAAGGUGGUGAGAUUAUCAAUUGCACAAGUUUUGACUGUCAUCUCGCAGAAACAGAAGGCUGCUCUUAGGGAGGCAUAUAAGAACAAGAAAUUUUUACCUCUUGAUCUGCGUCCUAAGAAGACCAGAGCCAUCCGCAGGAGGCUUACCAAGCACCAGCAAUCUCUGAAGACAGAGCGUGAGAAGAAGAGAGAAAUGUACUUUCCCAUGAGAAAAUAUGCUAUUAAGGUGUAGGAUGGUGUCUUCGGGAUAGGGUUAUUUGAAUUUUGCAAUUGUAAACCUGUUUGGUCGACAAGUUUUCACAAUGGAUUAUCUUUUUGUUGUGACUUUAUCUCUUCUAGUUUAAUAUUAUGUCUGUAAGCUUGAAAGGGUGUAUCUCACUCUUAAGUUAUUCUUUCUGAA